Camelina sativa (false flax) is the source of this 2020-nucleotide messenger RNA. RefSeq names its product NAC domain-containing protein 53. Gene Ontology annotation, biological process: regulation of DNA-templated transcription. NCBI's taxonomy places the organism in Eukaryota, Viridiplantae, Streptophyta, Magnoliopsida, Brassicales, Brassicaceae. The record is from RefSeq and is a predicted model, not a curated record. Gene Ontology annotation, molecular function: DNA binding.
AGCGGUGUGAAACUUCUUCACUACGGUCGCGGUCCUUCUUCUUCCUCGUCACUCGUCUUCUCCGAUUAACCUAUUUUUUCUUUCUUUCUCAUUUACCUCAAUUUCUAAAACCCUUUUCUUUCCAAAUCAUUGUUUUGCUCUUUCUUUUCUUGAUUCUAAUUCGACAGAGCAUCUUUUUAAUUUUAACCAACCUUGUGUUUGAGUUUUUGGUCGACCGAAUUAAUUAUAUGGGUGGUGGCUCAGCAACGUCGCUCGCUCCUGGGUUCCGUUUUCAUCCCACGGACGAAGAACUCGUUCGUUACUAUCUGAAACGAAAGAUCUGCAAUAAACCAUUUAAGUUCGAUGCUAUCUCUGUUACCGAUGUAUACAAAUCCGAGCCUUGGGAUCUCCCUGACAAGUCGAAGCUGAAAAGUAGAGACUUGGAGUGGUACUUCUUCAGUAUGCUAGAUAAGAAGUAUGGUAACGGAUCGAAGACGAAUCGUGCGACUGAGAUGGGUUAUUGGAAGACGACAGGGAAAGAUAGGGAGAUUCGUAAUGGGUCAAAGGUCGUUGGGAUGAAGAAGACUCUUGUUUAUCACAAAGGUCGAGCUCCUCGUGGGGAAAGAACCAAUUGGGUUAUGCACGAGUAUCGCUUGGUUGAUGAAGAACUCGACAAAAUUAAUGUUCAUCAGCAAGAUGCGUAUGUGCUUUGUAGGAUUUUUCAGAAGAGUGGCUCAGGACCUAAAAAUGGAGAGCAGUAUGGGGCUCCGUUUGUUGAGGAGGAGUGGGAGGAAGAGGAUGAUAUUAUUACAUUCGUACCUGAUCCUUAUCUUGCAAGUGAAGAUCAUGUUUAUGUCCAUAUGGAUGACAUUGAUCAGAAGCCUGACAACCUUGUGGUGUAUGAUGCCAUUCCUCUCCCGUUAAACUUUAAUCAUGGGGAAUCAAGCAAUAAUGCUGAAACAAACUACUCAGACUCCAUAAACUAUAUACAACCAGGAAACUAUGUGGACUCUGGUGGCUACUUUGACAAACCAGAAGAAUCUUCUGAGAAAGAUCAGAAGCCUAUUAUCCAUGAUGGUGACCUUCAUAUUGACGCAUUGUUUCAAGAUGACGAAAUUGGCUGUGGUGUCCAGGACGAGCACACGGCAAAUUUGCAAUCUUCUGGCAACAUCUUUGGGACUGAUUUAUCAUGCUACAAUGAUUUUCCUGCUGAGAGCAACUACUUGACCGGUGGGGAGUUUCAGGAUCCGAACAGUAAUGUUCUGCAGAAUGAUGGUCUGUACUUGGAAACAAAUGAUCUCAGCAGUACUCAGCAAGAUGGUUUCAACUUUGAAGAUUAUCUUACUAUCUUUGAUGAGGACGAUGAGAAUGCUCAGUACUUGACUUUUGAUCCUUCUCAACUUAUGGGAGAUGAAGAUGUUUUUGUUGAUCAAGAAGAGCUCUUUCAAGAGGUCGAUAAAGAGGAGACGACAGGAGACAAACAAGUGGUGGAAGAAAAAGAAAAGGAUGAAGCAUCUUGUUCAAAACAAGUUGAUGCAGAUGCAACAGAGUUUGAGCCAGAUUACAAGUACCCGUUCCUCAAAAAGGCAAGCCACAUGUUGGGUGCUAUUCCCGCUCCGCCUGCAUUUGCUUCUGAGUUCCCUACAAAGGCUGCAGCUAUCCGGUUAAACGCAGGACAAUCAUCAGGUUCAGUUCAUGUAACCGCAGGUAUGAUCACAAUAUCAGACAGCAACAUGGGCUGGUCGUACGACAAAAUCGCGAACCGUGAGUUAAUCCUUUCUUACCGUUUGGUCCAAGAGAAUGCGUCCGGGAAAUUAGGAAAUAGUUUAACAAGGGCAAUGUUAAUCUUCAUGUGUUUCUGGGUCCUCCUACUCUCAGUUAGUUUCAAAGUAAGCACUUUGGUCACUUCCCAGUGAUAAGUUCCACACUUUUUAAAACACGACCUAUGUGUUUGUACCCAUUAUUGAUAUAGAUUUACUUGCAGUGUUCUGCUACUCUGUUUUGUUGUCUAACUAUAUUGAAUAAUCUCAUUUUUGUAUCA